ACGUGAUUGUGGUCACCUAACGGCAUCCUUUCGUUCUAUUGAGAGCGCCUUUGCAGCGACGUUGUACGCUACGCAUGUGCUGGGCUUCAUUUUUUUCACAGCCUUUUGGUCUUCACUUGGUGGAGUUCCUCAGUCGGAUUCCUUUGUUUUUGGUGGGUUUGAUGUUGAGGAGGAAAAUGACUUUUUCAUGUUGUUGAAGUGGAACUGAGGCAUUUCAGAUUGCGUGUGGAUAUGGAAUUGAAAGGUUCGGAGCAGGGACGGUAGUGGAAAAUUGCGAAUGAUGUAGCUGUAGAAUUUGUGGACAACGUUUUGCUUUGGUAGUUGAUUUCCAUUGAGGGAAGAAUUAGGAUGCGAUGAAGGCGUCAGUGAAGGUGAGGAAAGGACAGCGGCCGCUUGUGCGAGCCAAGGUGCCGGUACAAGUUGCGGGGCUGCCUUUCUACUCUGGCAUCAGCGUGGGCGAUGAGAAAGAACUGGCGUUGCAUGUGGGCACCAACAUGGAUGCCGGCCCGUCGUGCCGUCUCUCGUACAGGCCGAAUGACCCGCUUUCGCCGCUGGCCGUACUGUUGAAAUUGGGGUUUGGAUUGUGGGGGUCUCCACAUGCAGCACCCUUCACGAUUGCGGCGGAGUUCAAUUUGGUGCGCCGGGAGAAUGUGUCUUUUACCCUCCAUUUGAAGCCCCGCGCUGGCAGCUUCAGCUUCCGCAAGCAUUUUUUGAGCACGAGUGGGAGUAUUGGAGGAGAUCAUCGUAGUGAGUUUCGGCCCUCUGUGUAUGGUGAGAGGAAUAUGGAUGUGGGGGUUCAGGAAGAAGUCGAGGUCGGCUCAGCGAAGAGGUCAAGUGAAGCGAUAACGAGUCGGCUACCUGGUGGGCAAGCACAGAACGACGGGCUUGUGUAUGAGACUGACAUUGAUUGUGCGCUUAGUCAUUUAGGGUUAGGUCAAGUAUCCGGGUUGGGGUUCAGGGAAAAGAAGUGCUAUCUCUCUGAUGAUCCUGGUAGCCCUGGCAGUACUACUGGAUCGCGGCAUCCUGGAGAAGGGUCUAGUGAACUGGAUUUGUCUGGAGCGCAGGAAGUGGGCUCCGGGGUUGCGGAGCUCUUUAUGCAGCGUUCCUUGGGAAACGGAGACAAAGCCGCUGCGCCGGAUUCAAAUGAGGGAAUGGCUGAGGGAGUGUCUCCAAGAGAUCGUCUUAAUCAACCUGAGACUAAAGGAAUCGGGUUGCUUCAAAGCUGGUCAAGCCAUGGUCGUAGUAGUUGGGGUCUAACUGUGCAUAGCGUGAUUCCGCUGGGCAGAAUGGCUGUGGGACGCGUUCAGUGGGGAAUGCGAGGACCAACUAGGGCAGUUGAUGAAAGUGACGGCUGCUUUUAUGGUUAUAAAUUGCCUGUACUUGUCCUCGACAAAAUUAGUAUUAGCAGUGUUGCUGUACACAGGAAUUUACUGUCAUCCGAUGGUGCAAUUUCGCCUGACUCUGGGCCUCUGAGCCAUGGGAUGAGGUUCUUUGCGAAUCCCGUCGAUGAUGGAUCGCAACUCGGUCUUGUUACGUCUAUGUGUUGGUCCAUUCGUAAUCAACUGCACAGCCUGCACUCUGACAAUAGGUUUCUGAAGAAAACCAUUGAGGAUAUGAAGGCGGAAUUGGACCAAUUCCGUUUGGGAGAGAAGAAACUUACUGUUUCCAAGCCUCAGACAAGAUCUACACAGGAGCAGGAUUCCAUACGAUCCCAGUUGUUUGAAGAAUUGCAGAAGAAGACUGGUUCUCGAACCUCUUCAAAGGAUGUUAUGAAGAGCUCGGGCUUUAGUAGCAAGAAUAGAGGCGUUCCUGAUGGUCAGAAUCGGGAAUCAAUAUUCGAUCUACCAAUUGAAGGUCUUCUUAACGACGAAUUGUCUGGGAAUCACGUGGCUGAAGUUAGAGGAUCUCUUGAACGUUCUGCUAAGUAAGGUGGUCUGUUGUGGCGUGGUAUAGCCGCUUGCUGUGAGGAUGAAGGAAAUGGCGGAUUUAAUCUGGAUCCUCAGUGUCCAGCUUGACGUACUGUCCAUCAGUGAUGGAUUCUGGACAUGUGCUUUGUCUAAUAUUUUGACCAAGGAUUGGCAUGAGAUUUGGGAAGAGCUGCCGUUGGAAUACCGACGAGAUCGAAGGAUUGUGGUUUGCAUUUGAUGACAAAAGAAGAGAACUGGCAGAUAUAUCGAACAUGAGGUGAAUCUGGUCGCCUACAGACAUAAUUUGUGGAGGAUUAACAGCUGUUCACGGACACGGUUGUUUGCAUGUCUUUCGGCUUGCAUUCCAUGAGCCAGGCAUUCGUUUGAAGGACGUUCCAGUUUCUUUUGAAUCUCUUUGGUUGUUGAAUUAUUCGAAUACGGAUCGAUGCAUCUGCUGUAUAGGGGCAUGAGUUGUAGAGGACUUCAAAUAUUUCAUGCUAUUCUCAUUCAUGUGUUAAAUCCUUUAUGGAUGUAAGAUGCCCAUUAUUUUCCUAGGUGUUGUUUCCUCGUUUGUUCUUACUACGGGAGUGCUCCAGGCAGGUUCAGAAACUUAGCUUUUUAUAAAGAAUACUCUUUGAUUGUAGCUUAAGAAAUUACUGCUACUCGUCUCUGGAUUUGUGCAGCACAUUACUUACGUAUCUCAGCAUGUUGAAAAUAUCAAAGACGUCUUCUGGAGAUGAUUCUUGGUAAAUUUUACGCAUCAUAUGGGUGUACAGGUAGCGAAGACCUAGUUUUGCAUACAUCAUGCACUUCACUGACAAAUGAAAACUUUCUUUUCCCUCACUUCACCACAGUUAGACAAAUCGACAGGUCAUGUUGCGAAAUAGACAAACGUAUCUCAUGUGGUUCUGGUCUGUUAGGGGGAAUUUCGUGUAAUUUUGAAAUGUCGAGCAAAAGAUUUAGGCAUGAGGAGUGCACUAUCUAUGAAAUGUGCCAUCGAGCUUACUACA
This is a messenger RNA of Physcomitrium patens, 2917 nucleotides long. The record is from RefSeq and is a predicted model, not a curated record. NCBI's taxonomy places the organism in Eukaryota, Viridiplantae, Streptophyta, Bryopsida, Funariales, Funariaceae.